AUGCCUCCCGGAUCGCGUGGAGGUGAGAAGGCUGGAAGAGGCACUAGAGGCGGAGGUGGCAGAGCCCUCGGUGCCUCCCAUCGCACUGCGCCAAGACCAUCUUCAGAUGACCCAGUGCCCUCAUCGGAGACGUCUUCACACAUCAAUGACAAUGCUCUAGACCACCGCAGCAAGACAGAGGCUCCCCUGGGAAGUGGUCGAUCUACACCUACUGGUCUACGAACCUCGCAGACACCAGCUACAUCAUCACGAGGUACUAGCCGCUUCAAGCCGAAAAAUGUCAGAAGAGAUGAGGCUGAGCGUAAGAGGCUCGAGGAAGACAGAAGUCGCGAUCUAGCUUCCAAGAUAAAAGCAGAGGAGCGUGAGCUGCGGGCAGAAGAGCGUAGAGCAAGGCGGGGACGGGGAAGGGGAGGCAUGUCGCGAGGUCUGAUAAGACGCACUGUCACAGCAAGCGGACCAUUCUCUGCCAUAGCAUCAGAGAGCGUAAAGACAGAUGCCAGCCGCGGUGGGUGGGCAACUAGCUCAGGUUUUGGAAAAGGGGAUGCAUUUACACGUGAUUCAGAGAACCGCAUUCGCUACCAGCCUAGGCGAGAGCAUGAAUCUAGAGUCAACAUCGACCUUCUAAACGGUCUCACAGAUGGCCACGCCGCAGACGGUUCCCUGCUGUACCAGCCAAACCGUUAUACCCAAAAGUCUGCGGGUAACCUACCCAUUGGUAUACAUCGAACCUUGCAUCAAAACCCCGAGGUUAAGGUCAAGACACAGGCCGAGCUCGAGGCAGAGGACCGACAGGAAUCUGAUGAAGAAGGGAACUUGUUUGUUGACGCACCUGUUGGAGACCCUCGAGACAUCGGAAUGAAUAACGACAAUGAAGUAUGGCAUGCGGCGCCAAAGAACCAAGUGCACGUUAAGACCGAGCCAAUCACAGAAGAGGACGGUGUCGAUGUUGAUAUGGCCGAUAUUCCAGAGGCCCCGAAAGCACCUCCCUCUCCGGAAGUAAAGAAGAAGCCCAUUCUGGAUGAACAAGGUCUAGCUACAGAUGUCAAUACCGAGAAGGUAAGACGCAAAGAGAAGAAGAUAGCUGAGGACCCAGAAUUCAUGUACUCGACGAUGGAUGUGGAGGCAUUAUUACGUAGUCUCAGCCUCACUACUCCAGCUGAGAGCGAAGAAGGUCAAGGAAAGGAUGAUCAACUCUUCAUCUUCCAGUUGCCACCUAUCCUUCCACCUCUGACCAAACCCUCAAAGAGCCUCGAUGGGCAACCCGAAACAAUCGAUAUCGUGUCGACCGAUAUUGGCUCAAAGAUAAAGCUCGAGGACGGCGUUGCAGCAACUCCUGGUAGGUCCGCAGGUCUUCCAGCUGAAGGAGGAUUUAUAGGGAGACUCAAUGUGCGUAAAUCUGGCAAAGUUGAACUUGACUGGGGCGGUACCACACUCAACCUGGGGAUGGAAACAGAAACCGACUUCUUGACAACUGCAACGAUUAUCGAGCAAAAGGAGAAUGUGGAGACCGCAGAAGAGACAGCAGGGUUUGCGUAUGGCAUGGGUCAAGUCUUUGGCAAAUUUGUGCUAGCGCCUCCAUGUGAAGACGAGGAUGAAUGGGACCCCAACAUCGAAGACAUUAUGCGCGCCGCUGAUAAUCAAUCCACAAUAUAG
Xylaria bambusicola is the source of this 1653-nucleotide messenger RNA. Its product is annotated as RNA polymerase III RPC4-domain-containing protein. Gene Ontology annotation, biological process: transcription by RNA polymerase III. NCBI's taxonomy places the organism in Eukaryota, Fungi, Ascomycota, Sordariomycetes, Xylariales, Xylariaceae. Gene Ontology annotation, cellular component: RNA polymerase III complex. Gene Ontology annotation, molecular function: DNA binding. The transcript is spliced from 2 exons. The record is from RefSeq and is a predicted model, not a curated record. Bases 1 to 1653 code for a protein of 550 amino acids.